Molecule: messenger RNA, 2843 nt
Organism: Rhinichthys klamathensis goyatoka
Lineage: Eukaryota; Metazoa; Chordata; Actinopteri; Cypriniformes; Leuciscidae
Gene: tmem108
Product: transmembrane protein 108
Exons: 6
Coding region: 1-1656 (551 amino acids)
Biological process (GO): retrograde axonal transport; dendrite extension; postsynaptic density organization
Cellular component (GO): axon; early endosome; endosome membrane
Source: RefSeq, a predicted model, not a curated record
AUGCUUUGUUCUCCGGGACAAUACCUCGCUGGGUCACCUGAUACGAGGCUGCAAAGCGAGAACCAUGAGCACUGUGGAGGAGGAGCCGGACCACAUGAUACCAUGAAGAGAAGCCUGCAGGUCCUGCCCCACCAGCUGCUGAGUGUUCUACUGAUUCUGUUUGUGCCAGUUGGGCUGGUGUUCUCUGCAGAAGAGCUUUACCCCAGCCAAACCCUUCGGGACCUUGUCUCCAUGUCAACGAGGACUAGAACCCUCUCCACCCUCUCACCGGGGUCCUUGAGCUGGCAGGAGGGUUCCAGCACUGGGGAUCUGCACAAUCAGGCACUGGCCUCUCUAGAAGCCAUCCGUAGACCCACUACCGUCGACCCAUUCCAGACACCGAAGACCACUGUACCUUCUGCCAUAGGUCAGACAUCAAUAAUAGGGGUCCAUCCAGUUGAUCUUCUUAGGGAUCAGGAACCACCUGGUAUCCCUCUUUCAAAAGCAGAAGCACCCCAAAUGACCUCUGGAAGUAUGUUCAAUAGAACAACCUCUGGGUUUUUCACCCCCAGAACACAAGAGCAGAACUUUAGCACUAAUACAGAUAAGCCGAGUACAAUCAGUAGAAAGCCAGUGAACCGGUUUGAGCCCUCAGGUUUGGUCCAUAGGAAUCAGAUCAGUGCUACUGCAGUGAACAGUGGAAACCAAACCACAAAUUCUGGCUCGGGUAAUUCUUUAUUCUCAGGGACUGAAAGUGAUGUGACCCCUAGUGCCAAGGGCCUUUUGGAGAAUCCAGACACUGGAGAGAUGGGAGUAGAGGACCCCAUUGAUCCUAUACAACAUCAGUCAUCACCAUUCAUUUCACCCUCAAAAACCCACAAAGGGCAGAAUGAGGACAAGUCGGCUCCACAUCACACCAUUACAUUGCGCGACGUGUCGUCAACAGAGAAUUCCACUCUCCCUUUGGAAAUGUUGGGAGAGGCUUUAGCACAAACUGACAUCCAGUCUCCUUCUCCAGCUCUAGCCCCACCUUCCAACCACAUUACCACAUCCAAUACCACUUCUUUUGUAGAGAGUGGAAGCUCUGUGGAAGUCCUAGGUGGUAGGAAUGGAACCACCAACAUGACCAUUGAUUCUCUUGUCUCCCUGACUAAUGUCACAGACGUUAUCAACAGCACUGGAGCCUCAUGGCCUGCAGCGAAUGAUCCGGAUACAUCAGAGGCACCCUCCACAGCUAGCGGGAGCUUCAUGAACAGGCAGGUCCCAGCCACCACACAAGGCCCAUGGGGGUCUGGAAACCAGUCGGGCCCUGCGUUAGGUCCUAAUCACAAAAAGUUCACCAUCUGCCUGAACAAAAUGGACAUUGUGUGGUUGGUUCUUGCCAUUAGCGUGCCUGUCUCCUCAUGCUCCGUGCUACUUACCGUAUGCUGUAUGAGGAAAAAGAAGAAGUCAUCUUCUCAGGAGAACAACUUGAGCUACUGGAAUGACGCCAUCACCAUGGAUUACUUCACCCGCCAUGCUGUGGAGCUCCCACGCGAAAUACAAUCACUAGAGACUGAGGAUCAGGAGACGUGUCUGCCCCCUAAUGGUGACUACAGCGACAGCGGCGUGGUUCUGGUUAACCCCUUUUGUCAAGAGACUCUCUUUAUCAACAGAGACAAGGCCUCUGACAUCUAAACACACUAUAUUAAAAGGAGACAAAAUCCCUGAGGAUUUUCCAGUCUCUUUUCUUUGCUUGCAUUUUUUAAGAAUAUAUAUAAAUAAAUAUAUAUAUAUAUAUAUAUACACACACAUAUGUGGUGAACCUUCAAAGACUGCGGUUUAUAAAUGAAACUGGUUUCAAUGAGCUGAAAGAAUAUUACAAAAAAGAACAAAUGUUAUUUACUAGGAGGGGGAGCCCUUGCAUAUUUUUCUGAUGUGGAUUUUCUACCAAUGCUUCAUUGUGAUAAGGGUUUUUAUGUCUUUUUUGAAUAAAAACUGUUAAGUGUUGUUGCUCAUAUGUUCCAGUGGCUUUGGUUGUGCAGAGUGCUGAGAAACAUGGCGCGUGGUGUAAGGAUGCUUGUGUGACGUUACCCAAAAUACUUAAUAUGAUUACUUAAAAAAAGCCUGCCGCACUUGAAUUCCGUAUGUAAGGGGAUGCAGGGGUAAAGGGCAUUGAUUCUGGAACGGUUCUGGGAUUGGUCCUGUGGGUACUGCAGCAACCCUCGCUUCCCUCAUGGAGGAACUUGAGUUGAUUGCCUGUUUGCAUUUGAUGGACGACGAAUCAUGACUUUCUGAGAUGUUUGUCCCCAUGUUGAGUCACCAGCCAAAAGACAAAACGACAAUUGUCCCAUUCCUUAGAUGUCGGAGAUGUUUUCAUGAGUGUAUAUGUCUUGUUGCAUGCAUCUGAGGUGUAUGUCUUUAGACUAUAUGAAACAGGAUUUUGUUUCCAUCAAGAUUUCGUUACUCCCUAACACCCUAAAAUUCACGUCGACAGUUGCACAAGCAAGUAGAAAAAAUGAUUAAAUGCCAAUGAAAUGUCUCAUACAAAGGCCUUUGUAUGGUAAUAUUACUGUGCUUCACAUUUCACAUCAUAUCUGUUCAUAUUGUAUGUGUUUGUGUUCAACUUAGCAGGGCUAAGCAUUAUACUGUAUAACUGUAGUGGAAAUGCAUUUUUUUAAUAAACCCAUUUGUUUAUUUGCUAUGCUCUGAUGAAAAUGGCACUACUAUUGCUUCACAGGUUGGCGCUAUAUAUAUAUAAACAUAUAUAUAUAUUGUUAGAAGACAUGUUUUUCUUAGUGAACGGUGAAUGAGUGUGUUUGUUCUGUCUGUCUAUCUCUGUCCCUUGUGUGAACAUUGACGAGAAUAAAUGAGACCAAAAUGAA